AUGUGUACGUCGAAGUUCGAUGUUGAAGAAGAGCAGUUUACCUUCAUGAAGGAGUAUCUUUCAAUCCAAGAGAUCGAAGCAGCCAACGAGGAGAGAGAUACGCAUACUCCGGAUGACCUCGACCCAAACAGUGACAACGAGGAAGAUGAACAAGUUAAUGAAGUUGAUCGACCCGGAGUAGUUGUGUAUGAACACCCUCCUACACAGCCACCACUCCCGCUUACCCAAGGUAGAAGACCAAGAACUUCCUUAGUAGGCAUCAAGAGAAGUGCUCAAGAAAUGAAUGGGUCAGAGGAUGAAGCUGAACCUCCUCUGCCUACUCCAGGAGACGGCAUCCAGGUGACCCGUUACUCAACGCGAGUUUCUAAGCGUCGCGAAGAGGAUAGUGAUUUUGAAUACUAUAAAUAG
Penicillium salamii is the source of this 408-nucleotide messenger RNA. The record is from the annotation of a GenBank genome assembly. Lineage: Eukaryota; Fungi; Ascomycota; Eurotiomycetes; Eurotiales; Aspergillaceae.